UUCCACUAAUUGGUUAUGUAUGCAGGUUGCUGCAGAGGAUGUCCAGGUGUUGAAUGCAGUAAGGUUGAAGUUGCCCUUCUUGGUAACAACUGCAGAUGAUGCAAAAGAUUCAGCUAAAGAGGAAAUCAGAUUGCGAUAUCGAUGCCUUGAUUUGCGCCGUCCACAGAUGAGCUCAAAUAUAAUUUUGCGACAUAGAGUAGUGAAACUUCUUCGAAGAUACCUAGAAGAUGUGCAUGAUUUUGUUGAGAUUGAGACACCAAUACUAUCUAGAUCUACUCCUGAAGGUGCUCGUGAUUAUUUGGUUCCUUCAAGAGUUCAGCCAGGAACAUUUUAUGCACUACCCCAGAGUCCGCAGCUGUUCAAGCAAAUGUUGAUGGUCUCCGGUUUUGAUAAAUACUACCAAAUAGCAAGGUGCUUUAGGGAUGAAGAUUUGAGAGCUGACAGACAACCCGAGUUCACACAGCUAGAUGUUGAAAUGGCUUUCACUUCCAUGGAGGACAUGCUGAAGCUCAAUGAAGAUUUGAUUAGAAAGCUCUUUCAGGAAAUCCAAGGCGUCCAACUGCCAAACCCUUUUCCACGGCUUACAUAUGCCGAAGCAAUGAGUCAAUAUGGUUCAGACAGACCAGAUACUCGUUUUGAUGUUGAAUUGCGAGAUGUGUCCAGCAUUUUCUCCAAUACCACAUUCAAGGUUUUCUCAGAUACCUUAGCAAGUGGAGGAAUUAUUAAGGCCUUAUGUGUGCCUUCUGGGACAAAAACUUAUUCAAAUACUGCUUUGAAGAAAGGCGACCUUUACAAAGAAGCAAUCAAAUCUGGAGCAAAGGGUUUGCCUUUUUUAAAGGUCUUGAAUGACGGGAGCAUUGAAGGGAUCCCCCCUCUGGUUUCUAGUUUGGAUCCGGCAAAGAAAGAGGAAUUGCUGAAUCAGUUCUCUGCGGUACCAGAUGAUCUCAUCUUGUUUGCUGUUGGUCACCACACAGAAGUCAAUAAAACAUUGGAUCGUCUGAGAACAUAUGUAGCACAUGAACUGGGUUUGAUUGACAACUCCAGGCAUUCAAUACUUUGGGUGACCGACUUCCCAAUGUUUGAGUGGAAUGACUCAGAACAGAGACUUGAGGCCUUGCAUCAUCCUUUCACUGCACCUAAUCCAGAAGAUGUAAAUGACCUCUCUUCUGCCCGUGCUUUAGCUUAUGACAUGGUUUACAAUGGUGUUGAGAUUGGCGGAGGAAGCUUGAGAAUUUACAAGCGUGAUGUCCAAGAGAAGGUUCUCAAUAUUGUUGGCAUUUCCCGAGAACAGGCUGAAGCAAAAUUUGGCUAUCUUUUGGAGGCUCUGGACAUGGGUGCUCCUCCACACGGAGGAAUUGCUUAUGGGUUGGAUAGAUUGGUGAUGCUCUUGGCAGGAUCUCAUUCCAUCAGGGAUGUUAUAGCUUUUCCAAAGACAACAACUGCUCAAUGUGCCCUUACUCAUUCACCAUCAGAGGUUGAUCCUCAACAGCUGAAAGAUCUUUCGUUGCAGAAGAUGUAGUUUCUUAAUUGAUUUUGGGAAGUAUUAUGUACUGGAAAAAUUGGGAAAGCAAAAGAAAAUGAUAGAUACCAGGGGUAGGGGUAAAAUUGGAGAUGUUUAGAGAAAUCCUGGGAUUAUCGCCCAUGGACAUGUUUUGUUAAAGAAUUUUAUCUUUUUUCGUUUUUUAUGCGAUUAGAGAAGGCGCCCUCAUUCCCAUAUAGUAGUCAUUUUGAAACAUUGAUAUAGUAGCACAAAGAUUAUUAGGUUCCAGUUUAACUAGUGAAAUUCUGAAUGCUUUAUGGGCAUACUGAUGAGGGAAAGGAUUCUUUUUGCUGGACUCGACUUUCAUUCUUA
Molecule: messenger RNA, 1852 nt
Organism: Lycium ferocissimum
Lineage: Eukaryota; Viridiplantae; Streptophyta; Magnoliopsida; Solanales; Solanaceae
Product: aspartate--tRNA ligase, chloroplastic/mitochondrial
Exons: 13
Coding region: 20-1519 (499 amino acids)
Biological process (GO): aspartyl-tRNA aminoacylation
Cellular component (GO): cytoplasm
Molecular function (GO): ATP binding; aspartate-tRNA ligase activity
Source: RefSeq, a predicted model, not a curated record